This is a messenger RNA of Leptosia nina, 939 nucleotides long. The record is from the annotation of a GenBank genome assembly. NCBI's taxonomy places the organism in Eukaryota, Metazoa, Arthropoda, Insecta, Lepidoptera, Pieridae.
AUGGCGAAAAAAGAAGAAUUUUCGUGCGAGAUGUUCAGCAAUAAAUUUUUUAUGCUUUGCGCUGCAGGCGGUGCAGUGGCGUGUGGGUCCACACACACAUUCGUGACACCGUUAGAUCUCGUUAAAUGCCGCUUACAAGUCGACCCGGGAAAGUACAAAUCGAUCUUUAAAGGAUUCGGAAUCUCAUUUAGAGAGGGCGGAGCCGCCAAUCUCGUGAAAGGUUGGGCCCCGACGCUCAUCGGCUAUUCUUUGCAAGGGUCUGUGAAGUUUGCUGGUUACGAGUAUUUCAAAUACAAGUUCGCAACCAUGGUGGACGAGGAAAGCGCGUAUUUAUACAGAACCUACUUGUAUCUCGCCGCGUCGGCCUCCGCGGAACUAGUCGCCGACUGUUUUCUCGCACCGUUCGAGGCUACGAAAGUCAGAAUGCAAACGACUCCGGGGUACACAUCACAAAUGAGGAAAGCGAUGCCUCACAUGCUAGCGACGGAAGGCUUUGGCGUUUUCUACAAAGGACUGGCGCCCCUUUGGGGCCGGCAAGUGCCGUAUACGAUGAUGAAGUUUUCGUCGUUUGAAAAAGUUUUGGAGUAUUUAUACACCAAUGUAGUGCCGAAGCCGAGAGAGCAAUGUACUAAAGUGGAGCAGUUGGUCUUGACGUUUACCGCUGGGUACAUAGCUGGCGUCCUGUGUGCUAUAGUAUCGCACCCGUCAGAUACGAUCGUGUCCAAGCUGAACAAGGAUCCAAGUGCGAGUAUCGGAGGCAUCUUAUCUGAAGUGGGGUUUGUUGGUAUCUGGCGAGGAUUGGUCGCUCGUAUCGUGAUGAUCGGUACGUUGACUGGCCUCCAGUGGUUCGUGUAUGAUGGUUUUAAGGUAUACACGGGGAUGCCGCGUCCACCACCCGCUGCUAUGCCGGAGUCACUAAGAAAAAAGUUGGGAAAAUGA